UCCCAACCUCCUCCCUUAUGAUGGCAGUGCCUUGCACUCUGCAAGUCUUCUUCAUCAUGGACACAUUAAGAACCAUUCAACAUCAUGGAACCCAUUGACAAAAUUAAGCCACAAUGAGAUGACAAUUCAACAUGAGGUGGCGGCCACAAAUCCUCCGUAUACCACUAACUUCGUCAACAGAUGUAUAUUCGUCAAGAUGUGUUGAUGGCAGCUUCCGGGAAAAUCCGAGCUUGUGGGUAAGUUGGAAAUUGUCUGCAAAUGGCCAAUUUUAAACACCCAUUUGGUCGUCUCGUGAUAAAUUCUCGUAUCUUUCCAGCCGGUCUUGAACGAUUAGACAGCAAACCAGCAAUUUCCUCCCAAUUUCUCAAAUUUAACGGCCCACGAUUUCUCAGCAGGCCGGCGGUGCACAAGCUAUAAAAUUCAUCCCCAUUUCAAAUGCUUCACAGUUCAACUCUGUUUGGAGAAUUCAAUCAAAAGUUUUAAGCUUCGAUUCAGCAAUUCAAUUCGGGGUCUUCAAUGGCGGAGUUCCAGGAUUUCUUGCCAACAAUGGCGGAGAAAUUGGGGGGACAGGAUUUUAUGGCGGAAUUGUGUAAUGGGUUUCGGCUUCUAGCAGAUCCCCAAUUGGGCGUGAUUACUUUGGAAAGCCUGAGGAAAAAUUCUGCUGCUUUGGGGUUGGAUUCUUUGACGGAUUCAGAACUCCAGGCGAUGGUGCAGGAAGGAGAUCUGGAUUGUGAUGGGGCUCUGAAUCAAAAUGAAUUUUGUGUGUUGAUGAUUAGAUUGAGCCCUUCUUUCAUGGAUGAGGCUGAGAAAUGGCUUGAGAUGGCUCUGGUUCAGGAAUUUGAGGAAACCAUGAGGUCUUGUAACAAUUAAAGAUGGAUUUUUGUCUGCCCUGCAUAUGGCAGCUUAUAUUGUACUGGGUGAUUGGAAAAACUCCCAAAAUUGAAAUAGCGAUGAGGGUUUUUGAA
Messenger RNA from Cryptomeria japonica (Japanese cedar), 965 nucleotides. Its product is annotated as calcium-binding protein KIC. The transcript has a single exon. Gene Ontology annotation, molecular function: calcium ion binding. The record is from RefSeq and is a predicted model, not a curated record. Lineage: Eukaryota; Viridiplantae; Streptophyta; Pinopsida; Cupressales; Cupressaceae. Bases 517 to 870 code for a protein of 117 amino acids.